AUGUCCAAUCCCAUCAUCACGAAUCGUAUCAGUCCAAAUUCAAACAUUCUCACCAACACCCCUCCUUUGCUUCCUGUCCAUUCAUCCAGCACCCCAAGUAAAAAGAAAAACACCACCACCACUAUCACCACCACUUCAUCCUCCUCUUCUAUUUUACAAAAGACAAACAGCACGAGCAAGCUUCCAAUCAAAAAGUACAUUUAUGCCAAAAUAGCCACAAGCUCAUUUCCAUCAUCCAAUCAUUCCUUUCCUUUCUUGAAUAAUGGCUCCAACGUGCCACCACCACUUCCACCAAAACCAUCAUCAAAAACUUCUUUUUCUUCCUCUAAGCAACAGCAGCCCUCAGUUCUCCUUAACCAGAGUAUAAAAGUUGACCCUAAAAAAGAAGAACUCAACGGGACACAUAAAGAUUAUGAAUCUUCCUCUUCAUCAUCCAUUCGUGUUCAGGAAAUCAUUCAAACAUACAGUCAAAUUGAUCCCCUUAUUGAGAUGCAAGAUGAAGGUUUGAAAAUUUUGAGAUCUUAUUUGAAACAACGACAAAAUGAAGAGUAUUUACUAUAUAUGGAAGUGACACGAGAAUACAAAAAGAAGAGAGAAUUGAGACAGAAUGAACAGCCAACCAUACUGCUGUUGGAGGAGUUUGAAAAAGUUUACCAUGAGUUUUUGAACUUUGAAAGUGUCACUUGCAUGAAUGUUCCUGCGAGUGUGAGAGAACAAUUUGUGAAUGUUUGGAAUGAGAAAGAAAUAAUUUGCAAAUCUUUGGACGUGUUGUCACUCUCCACUGAUAGUUGCAACAGCAACACUGCAUGUCACAAUGUCGCAACUAUUUCUCUUGAAUUGGCUCAAAAGAUGAGAAAGUGUUUGGAUGAUUUGUUCAUUUCUGUUCAAAUUCAAUUCAAGAAUGAAAUUAUGCCACAUUUCAAAAAAACAGAAGACUUUAAAACAUUCCUUCUUACAAAGCUCAUCGAAUUGAGUUCUCAACCUCAACAAGAUUCAAAUCCUUCCAAUUCUGCUUCACUUUCACCAGAGACAGUACUUAUACAAGACUUUUUGACACAAAAUGGUGAAUUAUCAAAAUAUUGUAAAGCCUUUUCAAAAAAGAAUUUGAUCACCAUGGAACAAAUCAGAAAUUUCACUUCUGAUGAUUUUCGUGACAAGAUUGGAAUUAAGAAAAUUGGUCACUUGAAACGAAUGGUCAGACUCACCAGACAACAUUUCAUGCAUGAAUAA
Naegleria fowleri is the source of this 1230-nucleotide messenger RNA. RefSeq lists its product as uncharacterized. The record is from RefSeq and is a predicted model, not a curated record. The coding region runs from base 1 to 1230 and encodes 409 amino acids. The transcript has a single exon. Lineage: Eukaryota; Heterolobosea; Eutetramitea; Acrasida; Naegleriidae. Gene Ontology annotation, molecular function: protein binding.